Messenger RNA from Camelus dromedarius (Arabian camel), 1888 nucleotides. RefSeq names its product COPI coat complex subunit zeta 2 (gene COPZ2). Gene Ontology annotation, biological process: intra-Golgi vesicle-mediated transport; retrograde vesicle-mediated transport, Golgi to endoplasmic reticulum; intracellular protein transport. Gene Ontology annotation, cellular component: COPI vesicle coat. The record is from RefSeq and is a predicted model, not a curated record. NCBI's taxonomy places the organism in Eukaryota, Metazoa, Chordata, Mammalia, Artiodactyla, Camelidae. The transcript is spliced from 9 exons. Bases 29 to 667 code for a protein of 212 amino acids.
GCGCUGUCAGCGCGAGGCGGCGAGCGGAAUGCAGCGGCCGGAGGCCUGGCCACGUCCGCACCCGGGGGAGGGGGCCGCGGCUGCCCGGGCCGGGGGCCCGGCGCCGCCCGUCCGAGCCGGGGAUCCCGCGGGGCUGCGGUUGCAGGAACCUUCCCUCUACACCAUCAAGGCUGUUUUCAUCCUAGAUAAUGACGGACACCGCCUGCUGGCCAAGUAUUAUGAUGACACAUUCCCCUCCAUGAAGGAGCAGAUGGCCUUCGAGAAAAAUGUCUUCAACAAGACCAGCCGGACUGACAGUGAGAUUGCGUUUUUGGGGGGCAUGACCAUCGUCUACAAGAGCAGCAUUGACCUCUUCCUGUAUGUGGUGGGCUCAUCCUCCGAGAAUGAGCUGAUGCUCAUGUCUGUGCUCACUUGCCUGUUUGAGUCCCUGAACCACGUGUUAAGGAAGAACGUGGAGAAGCGCUGGUUGCUGGAGAACAUGGACGGAGCCUUCCUGGUGCUGGAUGAGAUCGUGGAUGGCGGUGUGAUUCUGGAGAGUGACCCCCAGCAAGUGAUCCAGAAAGUGAAUUUUAGGGCAGAUGACAGCGGCUUGACUGAACACAGCGUGGCCCAGGUCUCUCUGCCCAGACUAACCCUGCUUUUAUGGAGCUUCCUGCCCUGGCACUAACUUCCUCCUGCUGUGGUGGCCCAGGCCGAGAUGGGCCUGUGCCGUCCCGUGUGGAGCCCCAGGAGUGGUGCCCACUGUCCGGUGACUGCCCUUUGUGCCUACUCUGCCUCUCCCCUUCCCGGUUCCCCAUGCCUCCUCCUACCCCACUGAGGUGAAUGCAGCCCUGUGGCAAUUCUCAGGCCAAGGAGGUUAAGGAGCAAAGAGCAGGGCAGUUAAGAACAGGGCUGCUGGCGUGAGUCAUCCCAGGAUAUAUGUUCGACCUUAUCACCUACAUGCUGGGUCACUGAGGGCAAGUUCCUCAACCUCUCUGGGCCUCACAUAAUCACACGACAUUCCUCACAGAGUUAUUAUGAGAAUUAGAUGAGCUAAUACAUGGAAAGCUCUUAGCACAGAUCCUAUUUUCCAAAGGGAGAAAGAAUGAAGACAUAGCACUUUAAAUGAAAUUCUUGAGUAAAAACCAAGGAAGUUGCAGGUAGUGAAUGGGAGAUGGAAAGAAGAGAAAGUUAGAUUCCAGCUGGGAGAAGGAGAACCCCAGGGCUAAGCUGUCCCUAAGAGAGGGCAGGAGGAAGGGACACACAGUGUGGGAUGGGCCUUCUUCAGAAAGGAAUGAGGCUUGAUGGCUGGAGGAGCCAUCUGAGGGACAUACCUGGGGUCCCCACCAUGUUGUCAUGGAUUUGUAUAAACAUGGGACUGAGGCCAUUUCAGCAGGAUGUGAGAGUGAACACAUUUGAGCGCAGGUGUCCCCCGGCAGACUCUGGCCAGGAACCCUUUGCCAGCUGUGCCACAUCAGCAGCAGGUUGGGUGGGGUGUUGAGGAUACACUGCCAGCCCAGUCCAGAGCUAGGGGUUUGCUGAGGUGUCUGGGCUCAGGAAGCGUCAGGCCAGGGCGUCUCUGCCCGGAUGUGGCAUUGUGGGCGGGAGCUCGCAUGGCCUGGUGCGGGGGAGACAGGGCUGCUGCCACACCCUGGCUGCAGAUGCAGGAACUGGAGGGCUGGGCAGGUUCUGGCCUGGACUGGUGGUUGGCUGCAGCCAGUGUGAGCUGCUCAUUCAGUCUUGAUGGCCUGUCCCCACUGAAACCAGGCAGAGGUGAGCUGCUGCCACCUAGUGACCGGGGAUUGCAGGGACACUUAGAGAAGGUGGCUGUAGACCUCCCCCUCACUGCAGUUGUUAACAUACUUGACAUUCCCCCUAGUAAUUCUCUCAACCUUCCACACCCCACCCC